AUGCGGCUGCCUCGCGUCUUCUCCUCGGGCACCGUGGUGCCCGCCCUCCUGCUGGGCCAGACCUGCCUGCUGCUCUUCCUGGUCUGGCGGCCGGGCCCUCCAUCCCCGGCGGGCGGCCCGGAGCGCGUGCACGUGCUGGUGCUGUCGUCCUGGCGCUCGGGCUCGUCCUUCGUGGGCCAGCUGUUCAGCCAGCACCCGGACGUCUUCUACCUGAUGGAGCCCGCCUGGCACGUGUGGGCCGCCCUGUCGCAGGGCAGCGCGGCGGCGCUGCAGAUGGCGGUGCGGGACCUGGUGCGCUCCGUCUUCCUGUGCGACAUGGACGUGUUCGAGGCCUACCUGCCGUGGCGCCGCAACCUGUCGGACCUGUUCCAGUGGGCGGCGCUGGCCCGCGACAACGGCAUCGUGCUGGGCACCAACGGCACGUGGGUGGAGGCCGACCCGCGCCUGCGCGUGGUGACCGAGGUGUGCCGCAGCCACGUGCGCAUCGCCGACGCCGCGCUGCGCAAGCCGCCGCCCUUCCUGCGCGGCCGCUACCUGCUGGUGCGCUUCGAGGACCUGGCGCGGGACCCCCUGACCGAGAUCCGCGCGCUCUACGCCUUCGCCGGCCUGAGCCUCACGCCCGAGCUGCAGGCCUGGAUCCACAACAUCACGCACGGCUCGGGCCCCGGCGCGCGCCGCGAGGCCUUCAAGACCACCUCCAGGGACGCGCGCAACGUCUCGCAGGCCUGGCGCCACGAGCUGCCCUUCGCCAAGAUCCGCCGCGUGCAGGAGCUGUGCGCAGGCGCGCUGCAGGCGCUCGGCUACCGGCCCGUCUUCUCCGAGCGCGAGCAGCGCGACCUCGCCCUGGACCUGGUGCUGCCGCGCGGCCCGGGCAGCUUCCGGUGGGCGUCGGCCACCGAGCCGCAGCGCGGGCCUUAG
Dipodomys ordii (Ord's kangaroo rat) is the source of this 918-nucleotide messenger RNA. RefSeq names its product carbohydrate (N-acetylglucosamine 6-O) sulfotransferase 6 (gene Chst6). The coding region runs from base 1 to 918 and encodes 305 amino acids. Gene Ontology annotation, molecular function: N-acetylglucosamine 6-O-sulfotransferase activity. The transcript is spliced from 2 exons. The record is from RefSeq and is a predicted model, not a curated record. Lineage: Eukaryota; Metazoa; Chordata; Mammalia; Rodentia; Heteromyidae. Gene Ontology annotation, biological process: keratan sulfate proteoglycan biosynthetic process; N-acetylglucosamine metabolic process.